AACUACAGCAUGCACUUAUGAUUUAUGUUUUAUUUCUGCUGAUGAAAUAAUAAAACAAUUAAUUUAAAUAUUUAAUUUAUAUUUUUAUAAUGCACAUUAUUAAAAAAAAUGUUAAAAUCAAAUGGAUAUUGCAGAAGACUGCUAACAAAAAAUUAUAAUUUUGCAUAAUGAUUUCUAUGCACCAUGUGAUAAUAAAUGAUUAUAGUAGUAAUAAUAAUAAUAAUAGUGUGUUUAUCAUCUUUUACACAUGCUAAGCAUUGAAUACUUUUUUCUUUUCCUUUAAUUAAAUAUCGGCUACAUACAACGUUACACAAUACAGUAACUAACGACAGUUUAUAUUUGGUGUAUUUCAACAAUAAUAUAAUAAUAAUAAUAAUAAUAAUAAUAAGCCAAUUUAGACUUAUAUGAAAACUUCAAGAUAACUAUCUAUCAACUGUCGACAAAGCGGACAUGCUCCCUGAUCCACCACUUCCAUUUGUAACACUUGUUCUACACAAUUUAGGCAAAGACACAAAUGCCGGCAGGGUAGCAACAAAACACUUCUUGGUUCAUCUAAGCAAAUAACACAAUGCUGCAACUGGAUUGCUUCUUUAGAAUCUGUAUUUGUUGUGCUGAGAUGCGUCUUUUUAGAUGCUAUGAUACUUUCUUGAAACUCAAUCUCCAAAUUUCUUACGUUAUUUACAUUGGGCCUGGCCCUUGGCCUUCUCCUUCUUUGAAUGUUAUCUGUAACCCUUUGUAAAUACCUACUAGCUAACGAUACAGCUAUAUUCACACAUUUAAAAUAAUGCAAGAAAAGAACUAUAAAUAUAGCAAUAACAACUUGCAUGAUUGAAUACAAAUUUUCAUUAAGAUGAAAAUUUAACAGGCACAUAUGCAACAUUGAAAAACCAUAUUGGAUAGAUAUAAUUAUCAAGUUUAAAAUCAAGGUGAACAAUAUCAUCAGCUGCGAGGUGGUAACUAUGCAUAUGUUGUAGACAAGUUCAACGAGGGUGUAAACAACACUAUAAAUCAGUAAACCAAUCUUCUCGGGAAUAAACGAACAGUAUGAGAGUAGUCCUACAAUCUCGUAAAAUACAUUUCUUAGCAGCAGUAGGCAAGCUGGUAUGUAAACGACUGCUUGCGAAAUGUAUAUCACAAGAUUUAUGAAGAAGGCGAAAAUGCUUCCAAUCAACACGGCGUUGACUUCGAUAAUAAGCUUCAUCAGCCAAAUAAAACAGGAAAUUAGUUGAAGGCACACGAAACACAAUUGAUUCAGGAUCGUAAAUAUACCGUUAAAUGUCACCAAAGUCAAAUACGCCAUAUUCAAUCCUUCCCAGCACAAUCAAAAUGGUAAAAUAUAGGCUAUCUUUGCAAGUAGGCCCCGGUAUAGCAGCAGGAUGGGUGCCUCUCGUUGCCUAUACUUUGAAGGCCUAACUAGGCCAACACAACAGAUUUACAACCACACGUCGCCACGUUCACGCCUCAUGUACAUAUGCUUCCCGUCGUGUCUUUGGUCACCAUAACAGAUAGACAUAACUAGCUAUACAAUUCAAGCUUUUCUUUACCGAUUCAAAAUAUUUCAUAAAAAAGAACGGAACGGAGUUCGCAGUUCCAGCCCCACCGCCGGAAGCGCUGCUUAUAUUUAGGGGAAUUCCCGUUUUCUGAGAUUAAAAGUAGCGCCCCCCUAGUAAAUUUCGUCAUAAAUUUCGACGGUAACAUUUCUGGAACAGGGAGAAAUCCUUUUGUACUGGGAGGGCUAAUAUUAUUAUAUUUUUACCAGAAAUACGGUACUACAUUCUUCUAUUUAUCGAUAUUAUAAUAUAUUUAUUCAGAUACAAUUUUUAAUAUAAUUAAUAAAAUCAUCAUCAGUCACAACAUUUUUAUUACGAUUAAUUACAAUAAAAAUAGUAUCGCCAAAUUCUCUCUCUCGUCGACCAAUCAAAUGAAAGGAAAACAAAGUACCCCUGUAAACUCCAGAGUUGCUUUAAGUUUCGCAGAAUCACAUCCCGUGACAGAAUUAAGCAUUUUCACUUCAGUAGGCUGAGUACAGCUCCAUGGGCACCACGUUGUCAUCAUGAACUUAAUGUAUGUAAACGUACUCGUUGUAUUUAUGUUGUUAUCUAUCAGUUGCUGUACAGAAGCGUUAAGUUGCCUAGAUCGCAGUGGUCAUCCAGUUGAUUGGUUUAUUGCACUCAAGCUUUCCAAAGACAGCGACAAUAACAAUGAGCUGAUUAGGGAUGGUGUGGGGCAUGUCUAUAUGGAUGAGAAUAUUAAAGAAUGGCAAUUGUCAGAUGUAUCGAUGAAUGACAGCAGUCAGUCCAUAGGCUACACACUACAGCAGAUAUACGACAAUCCAAAAUCAAAGGAUGUUGGUUACAUAAUGUACAAUGAUGAAUGGCCGAAUGGUCCUAAGUCAUCAUCUAGGGGUCAUACUAAAGGUGCAUUAGCAUUUGAUUCUUCAUCUGGCUUUUGGCUGAUACACAGUACCCCAAAGUUUCCAGACUUUGCCAACAAAUCUUAUGUCUGGCCAAACAAUGCCCUGCCAUUUGGCCAGUCCUUCCUUUGUAUUACAUUUGACUUGAAACAAUUUCAAUUGAUAGGUGAGCAAUUAUUGUACAACUACCCGUCAAUAUAUGAUUCUAAUCUGCCAGACCAGCUAGUGGACAAAGUGCCAAGUCUGAGGGAUGUUGUAAAUGACAAGCACACUGACACACCUCCAUAUAAACAAAUGGUUACAUUAUAUUCAAAAGCUGGAAGAGAAUUUCAAAGUUUUUCCAAAUCUAAAGGUUUUAACCAAGAUAUUUAUGCUAACUGGUUAGCUCCAUAUUGGAAAACCAAUCUGUUUACGGAAACCUGGCAAAAUGGAGGAGGCAAACUUAAAUCAAACUGCAGUAGUACAUUUACUGUACAAAACAUCAAGUUGAUAAGUCUACCUGGCAUCAUUUUACAGAAGGAAACCAAAGACCACUCAAAAUGGGCUGUGUCCACAGGCAACACCAGACAAGUGACAUGUAUUGGAGGCAUCAACAGAAUGGAAGCCCAGUUUAGACGUGCAGGCGGUCUUGUGUGUAGCGAAAUACCAGAGAUAUGGAAGGCGUUUAGACAGCUUGUAAACGAUACGGAACCAUGUCCCGGGCUUAACUAUUGACAUCCAAGUUCAAUACAUAUUUUGAAUUGUUAAGUGAAAUGACACAGAUAAUCUAAAAUCAGUGAUUUUGAAAGUGUACUGCAGAUUUUAGUCAUCACACUGUUUAUUAUCUUGGAUACAAUGUUAAGAGGUCUGUAAAUUUCCCCUCAUAUGUACAUUGGUCUAUUUUAAGUGGCCAUUUUUACAAGGCUUUAUAAUUAAUAUCUUUAAACAGCGUGACUUCAUAGAGCACAAUUUCCUAGAAGCUUAAAUAAAUGUUUUGAAAGUCUCAAAAUAUCAACAGUUUUUGUUCCACUUUGCUUGUAUAUGGUGUUGCCGCUAGUAAGACAAAAAAAGUAAUUCUGUAUAAAAAAAAAAUAGAAACAAAACUUGUUUUUAGCACUUUAGUUACUAUUGCAGUAAUUAACAAUAAUAUAUGCUUAAUGGCUCUCAUUGCUAGUUUUGACCUCAAGAACAUCAUAGGUGCAAGGCCUGGAAAAAAUUGUUUGUGCCAUGAAAGUUGUCUUGAUAAAAUGCCUCCUGCACCAACUAUUACCUGUACACUAUAAUGGCUAUAUAGCUUAAGAGUUUACAGUAUUUUUAUAAAUAUUUGGAAGAUUCAAGGGGACCACCAGCUGGCCUGCACCCCCCUCCCCCACCCAAAAAAAAAAAAAAUAU
Anneissia japonica is the source of this 3784-nucleotide messenger RNA. RefSeq names its product plancitoxin-1-like. Gene Ontology annotation, molecular function: deoxyribonuclease II activity. NCBI's taxonomy places the organism in Eukaryota, Metazoa, Echinodermata, Crinoidea, Comatulida, Comatulidae. The record is from RefSeq and is a predicted model, not a curated record. The coding region runs from base 2054 to 3127 and encodes 357 amino acids. Gene Ontology annotation, biological process: apoptotic DNA fragmentation. The transcript is spliced from 7 exons.